Molecule: messenger RNA, 645 nt
Organism: Clunio marinus
Lineage: Eukaryota; Metazoa; Arthropoda; Insecta; Diptera; Chironomidae
Source: the annotation of a GenBank genome assembly
CAUUGAGAAAAAUUUUUCGCCGAAAAGAAUUUUGGAUCUAUCAACCCACAAUGGAUCAUGAGACGCAGCUUAUUAAGAAUUUAGAGAACCAAUUGAAGAGGCUGAUAAGUGAACUUGAAGAUUUGGAGGAGACAAAACAUGAAAUUGAUGUUCAGGAGUAUAUGGAACUGAAAGGUGAAUUUCUCGAUCAAACUAAAGUAAUCAGCGAAGCACUUGAGAGUAUGAGUAAAGGCGACGUUUCACUUAAUAGCAAAUAUUCUUUAAUGAAACAAGAUCUCCGGAAAGCCAUAGCAACUUCAUUCAACACAUUGGAAAUAAUCAAAAUAUUUGGUUUCAAACUCGAGAGUGAGCUUGAGAAACAGUUAAACUGCUUAAAAGAGGACUAUAAACUUAGACGAAUAGGACAACAAGAGAUGGAAACAAAACGACUUGAAAUCCUCAACAAGAUCAAAAUUCAGAACGAAAAACUUUUAAGUAAAGAAGAUCUCGACUUCCUCGAGGCAAAAACACAACAAGAACUUCUUCAACUUGACUCCAUUGAUGAAUAAAAUUCUCUACAUGUAAUUUUAUAAUGUUUACGCUUUAAAUGUUCAUUCAUUUUGUCAUAUCGCAAGAAUAAAAUUCCAUUAAGUCUUUUCGUAUCAA